GCAUGUCGCGUGCGCCGAGAGUGGAACCUCAAAUCGCCGUUGGUUCACAGUCUCGGGCGAUGCCGGCAAGAUGCAGGCGACCCGAGACACUGUCUGCACGGAGGAUUUCUACCACGGCAGCCAACUGGAGGCAAGAUUCACUGCGGAGCCGCAGAGGCUGACCAGGACCCCAGGCGUCCUGUGCUCAACUUUGGGCAGUGCCACGGAUGCGUGGGUCCACAGGAACCGAGCCCGGGUAUCUCCGCCGAGUGACGAUGCAAUCUUUUCCACCAUCUGUCGCUCGGGCUCGCCUCAGCAGGUGAUAGAGCCACUGGCCGGCAUCCUUAGGAGCCCCCAGUAUCCCUGCAGGAUGGCGGGUGCAAACGGAGGGAGCCAGCGGGAUCCGAUGAUGAACGUGGACUGGCUUGUCCUGGCUGACAACAGGAGCUUUCCGGAGGGCAUCAAGGGGAAGCGCAUAUUUUUCGACGCAG
Symbiodinium sp. CCMP2456 is the source of this 470-nucleotide messenger RNA. The record is from the annotation of a GenBank genome assembly. Lineage: Eukaryota; Dinophyceae; Suessiales; Symbiodiniaceae.